AUGCCGCCAGUUCAACAAUAUCAAUAUGUUGGUCAUCAACCUUCCAACUGGGAUAAAUUUAAGAUGGGAGCUUUAAUGGGUUCGACAGUUGGGGUAUGUGUUGGCGUAUUAUUUGGUGGAUUUUCAAUAUUACAAAAUGGUGCAGGACCAAAUGGUGUAAUGAGAACUUUAGGUCAAUAUAUUAUGGGAUCAGUCGGUACAUUUGGAUUAUUUAUGUCUAUUGGUUCAGUUAUAAGAUCAGACUCUGAAUUCCAGGCGAUUCAAAGAUCAAUGAUUGCAUCACAAAGAGCAAAAUUAACUGCUAUUUAUAGAGAAUAA
Molecule: messenger RNA, 318 nt
Organism: Lodderomyces jiufengensis
Lineage: Eukaryota; Fungi; Ascomycota; Pichiomycetes; Serinales; Debaryomycetaceae
Exons: 1
Coding region: 1-318 (105 amino acids)
Biological process (GO): protein insertion into mitochondrial inner membrane; protein import into mitochondrial matrix
Cellular component (GO): TIM23 mitochondrial import inner membrane translocase complex
Source: RefSeq, a predicted model, not a curated record